This is a messenger RNA of Didymella exigua CBS 183.55, 4430 nucleotides long. RefSeq lists its product as uncharacterized. The record is from RefSeq and is a predicted model, not a curated record. The annotation marks the transcript as partial. The transcript has a single exon. Lineage: Eukaryota; Fungi; Ascomycota; Dothideomycetes; Pleosporales; Didymellaceae.
ACUGCCAGCGUCCACUCUGUCCAUCGCCAUGCGGCCUCGCCUUCCUUCCGUCGGCUAUAGCAUGCCCAGUCUUGCAGGGGUGCAGUCGUUUCUUGUGCAGUGGCUUGUUUGAAGAGGUAACAAACACGGCUCUGCAAGCCCCCCAGCCCGGUGAACGAACGGUCGCAGAAUACCGAGUAGGAUUCGCCGCGCAGCACGCUGGAGCCGCCAGAGGCUUCCGGGCGUUCAGGCCCUCCUACACAGUCAACGGUGUGAAGCAUGCCUUCUCACAACCAUCCCGGCGUGCCUCCUCCGCCAGCGAACGCGUUCCCAUACGGGCAGCCCAUCACUCCUGGCCGUGCUGCUGCCGUGCGACCGGGCAUCAUCACACAAGGCACUACUUUUGUGCAGACUCAUGGCAAUCUGCAGACUCCGGCGAGCGCGACCUCUUUAAGCCCCUUCUCCCCGUUCGCGCACCAUUCGUCCUCGCCGUAUGCACCCUCGCCCGUAGCGAGCUCGCCAAUGGCUACCCCGUACAAUCCACAGCAAUGGAGAGGGAACGGGCGAUCGGGUGUGCAGCAUGCGCCCCAGCAGACGCAGAUGGCCAUCAACCCAGUACGGGCCCAGGACUUGUCAGGCCACGAAGGCGCAAUGCCCUCCCCGCCGCCGCCGUACACGCCUGCGCACGCUCAGAACCAGACCAUGUCGCAAGCACUGAGCUCGUCGCCGGGACAUGCCUUCUCCCAAAACCACCCUCCUCCACCGCCUACACCGCAGACCGGCACGCCCUCGUCUGCGCGCGCAGCUCGAAGCUUCCACAACCUUCCUGUCCCGAUAGCCAUACCCUCUGGCUCUGCUGCCGCGCCAAUGAACACCCAGUUCGCACCACCACCUGUGGCGUCUGGCAGAGAGCGGUCGUCUUCUCGUGGGCUGUCGACUAAAUUCAGCUUGUCCAACUUCCGUAACAGGAAUAACGACCACAGUCCUGCGCCAAGUGCUAUCGAGUCACUACAUAUGAGCACGCAUGACGUGCUCCAGCGAGGCGAUCCUGGAUCUUCUUCGCAGCGCAGCUUCGCUCAAUAUACUCCCAGUCCUCUGGAUCGACGACAUGUCCCGGAUACCGAUUCACCCAUCAGGCCACCGAAUUCGAGAAGAGCUGCAUCCGCUGGCAUCCUUGGCCAUGGCACCGAAACUCGAACGCCUGUCAGUGAGACACCCCCAAAUCUUCUGUCAAGUUGGGGCCCUGGCAUGCCGCUGCCGCCUCCGCCGCCCGGUCCUCCGCCGCCCGGUCCUCCACCGAGCAAUUCGAGAUCGCAAAGUGUUGGACCUGGCUAUGACUCGGGCCGCUCGUCAGGCUAUCCUUCUGCCCCUCCGACGCGUAGACCCGGACAAACCACUCUAGGACCUAUUCCACCAACACCGAUGGGCUGGGAAGACGAACCCACGCAGACCUCAGCACCACCGGCUUCACCCCCAGUAAGAUCACCAGCCGCUCACGGCCUGCAUGUCGACACGAGCCCACAGACUAGUCGCCAUGGCGAGUAUGUCGCACCACCUCCAGAGACGGAGAGCGAGUCGACAGUCUCUGGUCCAUCAAUGACAUCACACUCGGGAUCGGGCAGCACGAUCUCAAGACCUAGACGCGAGGGCAGUGCUCGCGGCAGUAUUCGUGAACGCAGGGAGGAGAGUCGUGCUGCACGUGAGCGACGCAUCGAGCCAAACAAUAACCCAUGGGCCCACGACCUCGAGGUGUCCACAUCAAAAGCGAAUUUCGAACUUCCCUCGCCUGCUGAAAGUGGCCUGGCACGACGUGGUGCAGUCACAAGGCAUACACCACGAAGCGCUGGAGCACUUCGAUCACCGAGAAGUGCACAUUUGUACGAUGAUCCGGGGUCUGCCAAUUCGACACCGCGAGUCAUCACAGGCCCACGAGCUGUGUCUGGCGCUGCCCCCACGCCACCCUUCUCGCCAGGUACGGAUCAUCGUUCUCAGAAAGUCCCCGCAGUGUUCCCUGCCAAAGCUCUUCCUACACCUCCUCCGCAUUCUGCCGAGGAUGAGAGAGGUCUGACAACUCCAUUAGGGGUCGCAAACCGCUCCGUGUCGCAGGCGUCGCUGCGCUCUGUUUUCACACCACAUGAUGCAUCACUCACUACGCCGAGACCGACGGAUCGAGAUGCGUUCGCUCAAGCGUCGAUCGAGCGGCAUCGAGCCUUUAUCGAGAAAGAGAUGCACGCUGAGAACGACGAAGAACGCCUAGAGCUCUUUGCUGAGUUUAUGGUCGCCGAAUCUAGGGUUCGCCGAGAUCGGUACUCGAUUGCCUUCGACGCUAUGGCAGGCGAUGUUGUGGAUUUGACUAGGGAUUUGUGGCGGUCGAACAAGUUAUCUGGACGAAGGGCUAUGACUCCAAGUGCCCAAGUCACUCCUUCGUAUCCAAGCAAGCGCUCUGGGUCCGUUGCAGGCGAAUCGACUGACACAAGACCUUCCGAUUCCAUGCCUACAACAGCGGCGAGCCCUGGAUCCUCUCGAGGCCGAUUCACACCACACACUGAGCCGGCCUCGCCCGCCAGCGCGUCAAGCCAACGCGCUCGUGAUGCUCCUUGGAGCAAUAACUACCACCCUUCGCUAUCGCCGAUUCCCAGCAUGGCCAUGAGCACGGUUCCAGAUGAGGAAGACUCGAGAGGCCGUUCGGCUAGCCGGUGGUGGGAGAGCGACGAUGGCUCGCAGGGUGUCGGUGGUAGGCGGCUGGAGCGAAGCAAGAGAGAAUCGAAGUACAUGGGUCUGGUGAUGGAGACGCAGGAGAGCUUCCACCCCGAUGGGCAGAAUCAAUCUACAUCCAAGCACUACCGGGCGAGUUCCAGCAACAGACCAGCACCUUAUGGCCCAGACGAGUAUCCACUUGAAAAGGGUGGAAUUCACGAAGGGAAAGGGAAACAGCCGGCCUCAUACGACUACUUCCCGACUUCAACACCACCAGCAAUCGACCCGCAUAAGCUCGAUGUGUCUAGGCUUGUGACACUUCCGCCAUCUCAUCCGCGUCACCACCCUGCCGUCAACAACAACCACCCUGAUCUGGCCUCUAUUCGCAGCAGCCUUCGAACUUUGACGGAUCUGGCCGAGGUAAAGACCACCAAAUCUGCAUUCGCGACGAAGAUAGAAGCGCGUAAGGAGUCGGAGAAUGCAUCACUAAAUGAUCGACGGGCGCAGAUUCGGUACAAUAUCCAAGAGAAUCUCCGAAAUGGCCAGAUGGAUUUCCAGGAUGCAGCGAAAGCUGACGCGGAGUUUGAAGCUCGGGAGCACCAGCGGGCGCAGGAUGUAGUUCAGAACAUAUUCGAUACCUUCCAGGCCGAGGUCGCGAACACCCUACAUGCUGUAUUUUGCGAGCGUGUAACCAAGGUCACGGCGUCUAUCGAACAGUUGAAGGGUCGUUUGUCGACUGAGGCGCAAGAGUUGAACCCCAAUCGGACCCAAGAGGAAGGGGACGAAAAGCCUGAACUGCUGGAAAUGCUCACGCUAUUGAAGUGGCUGUUUGAGCUCCGUGAGCAGCUUCACAAGGAGCUCUUCGAGCUGGAGAACGAGCGCAACGAUCUGUAUCGAGACAUCAUCGUAUUGCCCUAUUUCCAGGCCAAGAACGACCAGAAGGUCAAGGAAGCAACCGACUUUUUCCGCCGCGACGCACAGGACCGUAAAGUCGCAUUCGAGAAAGAGAUCCUGAAGCGCUACGAAGACUUCCUCGAAGUCAUUGAGCGCAACGUUACACGCGGCGUCGAGACACAGCUCUCAGCCUUCUGGGACAUCGCGCCCGGCCUGUUGGCAAUCGUGCAGAAAGUGCCGGACCAGCUUGACGGUUUUGGCAUCCUGAUCCCGGCCCAGGAGUACAGCGAGAACCCGACAUACCACAACUUCCCGCUGCAGUACCUCUACACUCUUCUCGCGCACGCCGGGCGCUCGACGUAUCAAUUGAUCGAGUCACAAAUCAACCUACUAUGUCUGCUACACGAGGUCAAAACCGCAGUCAUGACAGCUGGCUCGCGCCUCCUCGAGACGCAGAGACUACUGGAAGGGGAAGACCUUGCUAGCGUGGACGGCGAGAUGAGAGCUAUUCGUGCCGACGAAGAGCAGCGCCUGACGGAUGACUUGAAGGAGAAGGUCGGGCUUGUCGAAAGUCAAUGGAAUGAAGCUCUGGGGCAGGGUUUGAAGGAGUGCAAGACAAAAGUUGAGAAGUUCCUUACUGAGCAAGGGAGCUGGGACGAUAGUUUGAGUGAGUAGUGGGGCAGGCACGUUCGUUUGGUUCUUUGUUGGAUUUGUGCACAGAUACCCAUCUUUUGUGGUCGUUUGUAGAUAUGUUGGAAUGGUGUGUUGGAAUGAUGUCGCAGUAUUCGCGUGUUUGUUGUGAGUGUCACAUGCAAAUAUCACCUUUGGGCAUUCACGCCACCAUGUGCAGACCUUUUGGC